This is a messenger RNA of Periconia digitata, 1826 nucleotides long. NCBI's taxonomy places the organism in Eukaryota, Fungi, Ascomycota, Dothideomycetes, Pleosporales, Periconiaceae. The record is from the annotation of a GenBank genome assembly.
UACACCGUUCUCGGGGGACUUUUCCAAAAGUUAGCGAUUCUGAUAGUACUCUUGAUGGUUCAAGACAUUCGUUCAACCCAGUCGGCCGGUCGAGCUGACUUGGGUUUAGUAGAUAUGCAAAUGGACGCAGAAAUUCCCGAGCACGACCAACUAUUCACUCCAUCAGCCUCGGCAACGUACCCGAAUGCAAUGUUCCCACCUUCAAUCCAGGAAGCUGUGAAUGCACAAAGCAUAGCAUGGAGAAAUGCCUCCAAUAUAUUUCCCAGUAUCCAUAGGAUUUCCGGUCAAUAUGCUCCGUCCUGGAACUCACACCAGAAUGAACGCCGGUAUAGUGAGAACUUUCAUGUACUGGAACGCGAUCCGUACGGCCUAUCGAAUCCUCUUGCCAACCGACUCAGCGCAGGGAACCAAGAUACGAAUCACACACACCCCGAACCAUCUUCAUCGUUAACCGACACUUGGCACGAAUCGGCUACACAGAUAUAUGCAAUGCGCGAGUCAGACGAUCCAUCGUUUUGGCAAACGGCAUGUAUAGAAGAAAAAUCUUCGGAAGGUACAGGAAGUUAUGAAAAUAGCUCACAGAUUGAUGAAGCUUUACAAUAUUCAACAGUAUACGCAUUUCCAAACACCGAGAAUGUUUCCGGUCAAAUGAGACGAAAUUACGUGUCUUCAGCGCACGAUAGAGUCUCUGUAGACGAGACCCACACCGCGGACGUACUGGCCAAUAUAUCAUGCUAUAUAUGUAGCACAAUUUUCCACGGAGAGUAUGCGAGAGGGAACCUCCGACGACACGAAAAAACCUGUCAUUCGAAAACACUGCUCAAAUGUGAGUCUCCAGGCUGCGAACGUCAAUAUCGUCGAUCAGAUGCCAGAGCCCAACACUACCGAAGAAGUCAUCCGGAACUUGCGUAAGCCGUCUUCUGUAGUCGUUUAUGGACGGCAAUCAGUAAGGAGAGCAUCCAAUAAACGCAAGCUGAAAGGGAAGCGGGAUCUGCCUGCCUGGUCGAUCGGUAUAAAGGCCAUGGUGUUCUGCGGAGGUUUAUCUUCUCAACUGCUCUUCCUGCGGGCUUUUUUUAUUAUCACUCUUCAAAGAUGUAACAUUCCUUGGUCGGGGUUCCGGUUCGCAUUAUGAUUACUGCUAUCAGACUGUUCGAACUUUUUUUCAACAAUUGAUGGGUCUGCGAUUCACUGCCAUUCUUUGAAGCGACAAAUUAUGCACUUCUUGUAGUAAUAUCCCUUGUCUGCUUCCAAGUACGACGUCGGCACAAGGUUCAGCGGCUCGAUGUGGCGCAUCGACCCACAUGAUUCGAUGGGCCUUGGAACGGCCACAGCGGCUGCUAAGCUCUAUGCGUAAUAUCGAUUUCAACGCAUGUCGUCUUUCCUGAAACUCAGUCUUGGGAAGCUUCUCCGGUCCAAUCAGACCGCGAAUUGCCAUCUUGUGCUGGGCGACAGGGACCUGUUGAGCAAGGUGUAGAGGCGAAGAGCAGAAUGAGCUUGUGAGGCAAGGCAUGCGCAACACACGCAAUGCGCAAUCCUUUUCUUGUCCUGCAAUAUCCUCCUUAUCAAAGCAUUGCAUUCGGCGCUGCAAAGUCACGCCAUCACACCCAUCUUGCUUCCCUUGUUCGGAAUGAAAAUGUUGCGCGGUCGCUCGCAUUGCUGUACCAGUAGGAUAGAUGCCUUCAAGAUGUACAUACAAAGGGCAAGUCCCCUUGUAAUUCUUGAUGAAGACCAUCCAACCAGCUUCAACCACGAUGUUCUGUUGACGCUUGUAUGGGCGCUUGUUUGGGGAAGCCUUUUCGUUGUGUGGGUGCCCAAUUGGUGGGUAU